This is a messenger RNA of Dicrocoelium dendriticum, 729 nucleotides long. Lineage: Eukaryota; Metazoa; Platyhelminthes; Trematoda; Plagiorchiida; Dicrocoeliidae. The record is from the annotation of a GenBank genome assembly.
UCUAACCCGUGCGCUGCACCCUUCGGGACCAUAUCAGGGCCUACAGGAAGCUGCCUGUUGACUUCCUCUCUGCAAUCAAGAUCCACCUGGUCACCUCUACACCUUUGAUUCAGACGAUAGUAAAUGGCUCCUUUUUCUCAGCAUUUUCUGCGGUGGAAGUUCUUCCAGAUGACCAACUGACAGACGUGGAUUAUGCGUAUGACGGCGUCGGUACAGAUACUUCUGCAUAGAUCAAUACAUGGCGCCGCACGCCUCUUCAUUUUCCUCACACCUUCGAACUGGGACCAACACACUGGUUCUGUUAUAGAACAAGUAGCUUUGGAAUCUUUGGUGGUCACAUUACUGAUGCGCCUGCUGCACACACGAGCAAAGUCCGAGUGGUUUUCCGAAGACGAGAUAUCGACCCGUCGGUUGGGCACAGGUUGUACAAUGUCGCAGCAAGAUUUAUGUCACUACAUGGAUAAAAAACGCGGCCUCUUCGAACUAAAGCAUUUAUAAAUUGGUGUAUUUGAUCAUCGGUACUUACGUAUUAUUGCCGAGAUCUAGUAGGAGCACUAAGUGAGCGAUACUGAACUCCAUCAGUCGGCGUUUUUAUUUGGACUGCUUGUGUUCGCUAAGUCGUUCUUUUAGUAUACUCGUUGAUCACUUGAUUCUACUUUCGUUGGUUUACCGUUGCUGUACCCAGUUUGGCGAAAUCACGACGUGACCAGUCGAUGAGGUCGCGAAAAG